This is a messenger RNA of Neomonachus schauinslandi (Hawaiian monk seal), 2409 nucleotides long. Its product is annotated as protocadherin alpha-11-like. The transcript has a single exon. Gene Ontology annotation, biological process: homophilic cell-cell adhesion. The record is from RefSeq and is a predicted model, not a curated record. NCBI's taxonomy places the organism in Eukaryota, Metazoa, Chordata, Mammalia, Carnivora, Phocidae. Gene Ontology annotation, molecular function: calcium ion binding. Bases 1 to 2409 code for a protein of 802 amino acids. Gene Ontology annotation, cellular component: plasma membrane.
AUGCUCGGCUCUCAAAGAAGGGGAUUGGGCACUCGGCGUCUGCUGCUGUCGCUUCUCCUCCUUGCAGUCUGGGAGGCCGGGAGUGGUCAGGUCCACUACUCGGUCGCCGAGGAGUCCAAACACGGCACCUUCGUGGGCCGCAUCGCCCAGGACUUGGGGCUGGAGCUGGCAGAGCUGGUGCCGCGCCUGUUCCGGGUGGCGUCCAAAGGCCGCGGGGACCUUCUGGAGGUAAAUCUGCAGAAUGGCAUUUUGUUUGUGAAUUCUCGGAUCGACCGGGAGGAGCUGUGCGGGCGGAGCGCGGAGUGCAGCAUCCACCUGGAGGUGAUCGUGGACAGGCCGCUGCAGGUUUUCCAUGUGGAAGUGGAAGUAAAGGAUAUUAAUGACAAUCCACCGGUGUUCUCUCUCAGAGAACAAAAGCUGCUGAUUUCUGAAUCUAAGCAACCCGACUCUCAUUUUCCUCUAGAGGGAGCUUCUGAUGCGGAUAUAGGAGAGAAUGCUCUAUUGACCUACAGACUAAGUAAAAAUGAGUAUUUUUCUUUAGAAUUACCAACACAUAGUAAGCAGACUAAAAGACUGUCGCUUACAUUAAAAAAAUAUCUGGAUCGAGAGAAAACUCCAGAGCUUAAUUUGCUACUGACUGCUGCAGACGGGGGAAAACCAGAGCUCACUGGCACCCUUCAGCUUUUCGUCCAAGUCUUGGAUAUUAACGACAAUGAUCCGGAAUUUGAGCAAUCAGAAUACAAGGUGAGAUUGAUGGAAAAUGCAGCUAAAGAAACUUUUGUGAUAAAGCUAAACGCCACAGAUCGAGAUGAAGGAGGCAAUGGGGAGGUAACCUAUUCCUUGAUGUCAAUUAAGCCCAAUGGAAAGCUCUUAUUUACACUAGAUGAAAAUAACGGAGAAGUGAGGGUCAAUGGAAUUUUAGAUUAUGAGGAAAACAAGUUUUAUGAAAUUGAAGUACAGGCCACAGAUAAAGGGAAUCCCCCAAUGGCCGGUCACUGUACAGUCUGGGUAGAAAUAUUAGACGCCAAUGAUAAUGCCCCUGAAGUCACCGUGACUUCUCUGUCUCUACCAGUACGAGAGGACACUCAGCCUAGCACUGUCAUUGCGCUGAUCAGUGUAUCCGACCAGGACUCCGGUGCCAACGGGCAGGUGACCUGCUCACUAACACCUCAUGUCCCCUUCAAGCUGGUGUCCACCUUCAAGAAUUACUAUUCGCUGGUGCUGGACAGCGCCCUGGACCGAGAGAGCGUGGCAGACUAUGCUCUAGUAGUGACCGCACGAGACGCAGGCUCGCCUUCGCUCUCCGCCACGGCCAGCGUGUCCGUGGAAGUGGCGGACGUGAACGACAACGCGCCGGCAUUCGCGCAGCCCGAGUACACGGUGUUCGUGAAGGAGAACAACCCGCCCGGCUGCCACAUCUUCACGGUGUCUGCGCGGGACGCCGACGCGCAGGAGAACGCGCUGGUGUCCUACUCGCUGGUGGAGCGGCGCGUGGGCGAGCGUGCGCUGUCGAGCUACGUGUCGGUGCACGCGGAGAGCGGCAAGGUGUACGCGCUGCAGCCGCUGGACCACGAGGAGCUGGAGCUGCUGCAGUUCCAAGUGAGCGCGCGCGACGCGGGCGUGCCUCCCCUGGGCAGCAACGUGACGCUGCAGGUGUUCGUGCUGGACGAGAACGACAACGCGCCCGCGCUGCUGCCGCGGCCGGGGGCGGGCGGCGGCGGCGGCGGCGGCGGCGGCGCUGUGAGCGAGCUGGUGUCGCGGUCGGUGGGCGCGGGCCACGUGGUGGCGAAGGUGCGCGCGGUGGACGCCGACUCUGGCUACAACGCGUGGCUGUCGUAUGAGCUGCAGCCGGCGGCGGGUGGCGCGCGCAGCCCGUUCCGCGUGGCGCUGUACACGGGCGAGAUCAGCACGACGCGCACCCUGGACGAGGCGGACUCGCCGCGCCAGCGCCUGCUGGUGCUGGUGAAGGACCACGGAGAGCCGGCGCUCACGGCCACGGCCACUGUGUUGCUGUCGCUGGUGGAGAGCGGCCAGGCGCCCAAGGCGUCGUCGCGGGUGCUGGCGGGCGCCGCUGGCGCCGAGACGGCGCUGCUGGAUGUCAACGUGUACCUGAUCAUCGCCAUCUGCGCGGUGUCCAGCCUGUUGGUGCUCACGCUGCUGCUGUACACGGCGCUGCGCUGCUCGGCUCCGCCCGCGGAGGGCGCGUGCGCGCCUGGGAAGCCCACGCUGGUGUGCUCCAGCGCGGUGGGGAGCUGGUCGUACUCGCAGCAGAGGCGGCAGAGGGUGUGCUCCGGGGAGGGCCCGCCCCCGCCCCCGCCCCCGCCCAAGACCGACCUCAUGGCCUUCAGUCCUUGUCUUCCACAGUCAGGAGAAGAUUGUUCAAACCCUUCCGGUGAAGUAAGUCAUUGA